AUGGUCAAUGCAAUUCCACAUAAACUUAUUAAAAGAACCACCAUCUUUGAACAAUGUCCCCCACCACAAGGUUCAUCGAUCGCACCUCCCUUACUCCAAGUGGCACUUUCAGCCGAUCCUCCCGUCGCUGGACAAAAGGAUACAUUGACUAUUUCCGGAAAAUUGUUAAAUGAUGUUAACGAACAAAUCAAACUUAAGAUUUCAUUUAUUGAUUUAAAUAAAACUCGCAUAGCACACCCCACUAUUGUUUCUGCUUGUACUGGAAGUGGAUGUACAAUUAAAGCUGGUGACCCAUAUACCCAAACGGUGGAAGUUCAAGUACCUAGCAACUUAACUAGUUCGUACUAUUUGUUAGUUUUUGUUGGAAAUUCACUAUAUGAACCUUUAGGCUGUGCAUUUGCUACUAUAUA
Messenger RNA from Funneliformis mosseae, 410 nucleotides. NCBI's taxonomy places the organism in Eukaryota, Fungi, Glomeromycota, Glomeromycetes, Glomerales, Glomeraceae. The record is from the annotation of a GenBank genome assembly.